AUGGCAGCAGCCAAACUCCUGCAUGACUCUGGCCUGAAUGUGAUUGUUCUGGAAGCCCGGGACCGUGUGGGAGGCAGGACUUACACCAUCAGGAACCAAAAAGUUAAAUAUGUGGACCUUGGAGGAUCUUAUGUUGGCCCAACUCAGAAUCGUAUCUUAAGAUUAUCCAAGGAGCUAGGAUUGGAGACCUACAAAGUGAAUGAAGUAGAGCAUCUGAUUCACUAUGUAAAGGGCAAAUCCUACCCCUUCAGGGGCGCAUUCCCACCUGUGUGGAAUCCAAUUGCCUACCUAGAUCAUAACAACCUUUGGAGGACGAUGGAUGACAUGGGACGAGAGAUUCCCAGUGAUGCCCCAUGGAAGGCGCCCCUUGCAGAACAGUGGGACCACAUGACGAUGAAGGAGCUGCUGGACAAGAUCUGCUGGACGGAAUCUUCGAAGCAGCUUGCUACUCUCUUUGUGAACCUGUGUGUCACCGCAGAGACCCAUGAGGUCUCCGCUCUCUGGUUCCUGUGGUAUGUGAAGCAGUGUGGGGGCAGUGCCAGGAUCAUCUCAACAACCAAUGGAGGGCAGGAGAGGAAAUUUGUGGGUGGAUCUGGUCAAGUGAGUGAGCGGAUAAUGGACCUCCUUGGGGACCGAGUGAAGCUGGAGAGACCUGUGAUCCACAUUGACCAGACAGGAGAAAAUGUCCUUGUGGAGACCCUAAACCACGAGAUGUACGAGGCUAAGUAUGUGGUUAGCGCUGUUCCUCCUGUUCUGGGCAUGAAGAUUCAUUUCAAUCCCCCUCUGCCAAUGAUGAGAAACCAGCUGAUCACUCGUGUGCCUUUGGGUUCAGUCAUCAAGUGCAUAGUUUAUUAUAAAGAGCCCUUCUGGAGGAAUAAGAAUUACUGUGGAAGCAUGAUUAUCGAAGGAGAGGAAGCUCCAGUUGCCUACACGUUGGAUGAUACCAAACCUGAUGGCACCUAUGCCGCCAUAAUAGGAUUUAUUCUUGCUCACAAAGCCAGAAAACUGACCCGUCUUACCAAAGAGGAAAGGUUGAAGAAACUUUGUGACCUCUAUGCAAAAGUUCUGGGCUCACAAGAAGCUUUGCACCCGGUGCACUAUGAAGAGAAGAACUGGUGUGAGGAGCAGUACUCCGGGGGCUGCUACACGACCUACUUCCCCCCGGGGAUCAUGACUCAAUAUGGAAGGGUUCUACGCCAGCCAGUGGGCAGGAUUUACUUCGCAGGCACGGAGACUGCUACACACUGGAGUGGCUACAUGGAGGGGGCUGUGGAGGCCGGGGAGAGAGCAGCCCGAGAGAUCCUGCAUGCCAUGGGAAAGAUCCCAGAGGAUGAAAUCUGGCAGCCCGAACCAGAGUCUGUGGAUGUCCCUGCGAAGCCCAUUACCACCACCUUCUUGGAGAGACAUUUGCCCUCCGUGCCCGGCCUGCUGAGGCUGAUUGGAUUGACCACCAUCUUGUCAGCAACUGCUCUUGGCUACCUGGCCCACAAAAGGGGGCUACUUGUGCGGGUCUAA
This is a messenger RNA of Mesoplodon densirostris (Blainville's beaked whale), 1515 nucleotides long. RefSeq names its product monoamine oxidase B (gene MAOB). The coding region runs from base 1 to 1515 and encodes 504 amino acids. Gene Ontology annotation, molecular function: oxidoreductase activity. The transcript is spliced from 14 exons. The record is from RefSeq and is a predicted model, not a curated record. Lineage: Eukaryota; Metazoa; Chordata; Mammalia; Artiodactyla; Ziphiidae.